This is a messenger RNA of Opisthorchis viverrini, 7656 nucleotides long. RefSeq lists its product as hypothetical. The transcript has 32 exons. Gene Ontology annotation, biological process: protein ubiquitination; ubiquitin-dependent protein catabolic process via the N-end rule pathway. Gene Ontology annotation, cellular component: ubiquitin ligase complex; cytoplasm. Gene Ontology annotation, molecular function: zinc ion binding; ubiquitin protein ligase activity. The record is from RefSeq and is a predicted model, not a curated record. NCBI's taxonomy places the organism in Eukaryota, Metazoa, Platyhelminthes, Trematoda, Opisthorchiida, Opisthorchiidae. The coding region runs from base 1 to 7035 and encodes 2344 amino acids.
AUGGAUUUUUUCCAUUUGCCCGACGCGGAAUUAAAAUCUGCUGAUGAUUUCAUCAGUCACGUAUCCUCUAACUUCUCCAUGAGCAAAGAUGAAUGGCGGCGGAAGUUUUGCGAUGCAUGUGUUGGCGGACAGGUGGAUUCCGUCGUCUUCAAGGGUGUCCUAGAUAUUUUCCGUUAUGAUUGUUUUUCGGCGGAUAGAUUCCGAAUGAAAAAAGCGAAAAUGCUUUUUCUUACGAAGCUUUUCGAGUUUUUGAUUGCUGGCGAUUCUGGCAUCCAGAAUCUCGGCAGAAAACUGAAAGAAUAUGAUUACUCAGCUCGUUGCAGUUUGGUUUGGACCAUCAAUUACUUUGCAUAUAGAUGCCGAACUUGUGGCAUCUCGCCCAGUAUGUCUUUGUGUAGUUCUUGCUUCAUGGCCGGCAACCAUGUUGGGCAUGAUUUCAAUAAGUUCAAGAGUCUCGCCGGUGGUGCGUGCGAUUGUGGCGACUCAAACGUCAUGCUCCCAUCCGGUUAUUGCCGGUACCACGGUCCAGACAAGGUGCAUAAUCGCCCCUCUCCACCUGAGGAACUUGUGGCACCGCUCCGCUCACUUCUACCCCGCUUUUUACCGGCCCUGCUGUAUUGGUUCUGGGAACUUUGCAGCAGUACCGAUCCAACAACUCUGACAGACGAAGUUGCACCGGCUCUGUUUGUACUUCACGUCCUUCAUGCUUGCGGUUGGGUCACGCAGAAGAUGAUUGCUGAUGUUCUGAUUGAUCGAACAGUGUUUGAACAGCUGAAGAUUGACUGCGAAAACGAAUUAGCCUACAAAGACUAUGUUCUGAGCGUUGGCACUAAUCCCGGCUUUCACUUACCGGCGUGCAUUGCCAAACAAGAUCUCGCCCACCGUCACCUGUUGGACGCCUUCAUCUACUGUACAAUUAAACUUAGAUUCCCGGAGAGUCUUGUGACCUUUCUCAUCGGUCUUUUGGCUGUCGAAGAAUUCAAGGAAGAAUUUGUUCAAUCUUAUCUCAACCACUACACUCGGAUCGCCUCGACCGUCAUGAUCUCUGCACGGACUCGGAUGGUUACCGACUGGUCCUUGCAAAUGAACAACCGAAUUGUACACAUUUCUGUUCAGCUUUUCAGCGGAGAAGGAUUAGCACUCCGUAUGGUUCGGGAGCGUCAUCUACACUUGCUGUUGGUCCAUUGCCUGCUCAAUAUGUGCGAGUGCUGCCGUACCCGUUUGGAUGAUCAUAGCAACAUGGUUGUGAAUUGUGAGGGACCACUUAUACAGAACAAUGUUUUUUGGCCGUUCGUGUCAGAUUUGAGCAACCUCGUGUCACACAAGUCAAUUGUGGAUGUUUUUGUCACGGACCCGGAGUUCUUGAACGCAUGGACGAAGGUUCUCCGGUAUAUGCAAUUUAUGAAUUGUUUUGUUCUCAAAGAAGGCGAUCACAUAGAAUAUGAAACAAUGGCUUUCUAUCACGCCUUCACCAUGGAGAUCGAGAUUAGCGCCAAUCCAAUGUGGAACAUUUGGCAGCAUUACCGCCACCCGUCAGAACGAGAACGAUGUUUGUCGUAUGCUAAUGCUUGCCUCUCAAGUCUGGCCAAUCUCCUUGGAGGUCUUGGACGUCUCGUUUCCCCCACAAUACAACCCAAUCAUCCAUCGCGUUCCCCACUCAGUCUCCACUUGCCGCUGAUGCGCCACGCCUCCUGCUUUCUAAGUUUGUCAGUUGUACAACAUGGGAUGGAUUUGAGACAGCUGUUGGCGGAAUAUCUUACCCCAAAACCCUUCCUCUUGUGGCGCUUCAUGGAUGAGUUGGCUAAUACCUUGCUCGGAUGUCAUGAGGUGAUUGUUGGUUAUUGGAUUCGUAAUGGUCAAGCCCUGCGACAGUCUAUUACACACUACAUGCAGAGUCAAUUUUGCUAUUCGUUUAUUGAUCUGGAUAUUUUUGCCUUUCAAGUUUGUGCCACUCUCCUACCUCCGGCCUAUGUGUUGAAUACUCUCUUGGAUCCCACUAGACUUCUUCGGGGCAUUCAUUUUUAUGAUGAGUUGCUCAGUUUGGUUGCACCUGCGGAGCCCCGCGCAAUGGACCGUAAGCCUAUGGCUUUGGAGGCCUGGCUGACUAAUCUAUGUUGGAUCCUGGAUCUCCGCAACAACAUAUGUUUAACAGAAGACGAGUUAGUGAAGAAAGAGCUGCUCUGUGUACUUACACCGGAGCCUCGCAAACGAAGCGAUUUGGCCAGUCUGAUUCCCGAACGAUGUGGCAUUAACGGAUCGAACAAAAAUAUUGAUGCGAUGCUCAAGAAGGUGGCAACGUACUCCGGUCCAUCCUGUGAUGAGGCUUCGGGCAGUCUUAUCAGUGGUCACUAUUACCUACGCCCCAGCCUCUGGCACACCGAUUUCGACCCGAUUUUCUAUUCGUUACGGGUUACUAGCCGACGUGAAACUUCGAUCGCAAUGGAUAAGUAUCGAGAGCACUGUCGCCAGCGCCAUGGAGUCUCCAACCCGUCUAGCCUCUGGCCACCCUAUCGAACGCCCAAACCACUACCUCCUAAUUUCUUGGGUUUGGAUCACAUACUCCACAGCAGACACCUGCAUUUCCUCCUCUUCAUCCAACUUUGUCUGUAUGUCUAUGGUGAUCCACUUGUGACGGAAGAAAGUUUGGGCCUCAUUAUUCACCUGUUAGACCGUGCCCUCAACACACCUUGUCGGAGAGACCUCAAAGGGCAAAAGUGCUCUGUCCCUGUUCGGCCUGAGUUGAUGCAGGUGGACCAGCCAGAGCAGCAAACAGACCAGUACAUGCGUGCUAAGGCGGACGAUGAGCUUAUGGAAUGUGCAGACUCGUUGCACGAUAUGCUCGAUGAUGAUCAAAUCUCUGACGUUUUGGCCGGGCCGAUGCGAACGUCAGAUUAUGAUAGUGAUGAUGAACAUGACAGUGCCUUAGAUGCGCUUAUGCGAUUGGUCAGAGAUGAAAUGAAGGAAUCUUGCAGCCCAUCAACAUCGGUGUCAGAGGGACCUUCUGCAUUUCGGCCAACAGCUACUUCCAAAAAAUCUUUCCUGCCACGUUGGGAUCCCAGUUUGUUCAAGUGUCCUUACCCUCCUCGGAGCAGCCUGCAGGACAAUUUGGGUUGCUGGUUGAUUGUCGAACAGUUUCCUAGUCCGCAUAUCUCGCUGGCUCCGACGGUACUUGCGACUCAAUUGAAACGGAGUCCAAACGUUGAACCUGUAAUUAGUGUGAUCCCCUCAGUCUCAUCAUCGAUCACAGACAACAAUUCUGGUGUGCUCGUGGACAAUAUUUUGACGUUGCUAAUCAAAGCGCAUGCCCGUCUUUAUUGGAGUCGUGUUUCCGGCUCUUCGGAUGCAGUCCCAAAAAUACUUAUUGGGAAUUCGUUCGUCGACCCCAAUACCCUAGCGCCAACUCCCUCCGGAACCACUGGACCCUCAAUAACGGAUGACAUCGUGAUACUAGACCAGGUCCAAGUCAACAACUUUCUAUUUAACCUCUCCCACUCCCCUGAGGAGGAUGAAGCCGAUGUAGUUAACGGUAAAACACUGCCGACCACCUCAGCCCAUCCUCGUUGUACUGCUGUCCUUGGUGGGCACAACAAUGUUAUGCAGGUGACUGCCGUUUUCGGUAGUUCGAACAAUAUGGCGAGUGGAGAAGAGGAAGCACGUCAGUCUGCUGUGAGACUCACACGCAGUAACCUCACGGCAGAAAACCUGGCUAAGUUGGCACCAGAGUUGCGCUAUUUUGCUGCUGGACCCCCUGCUUAUCUGACAGCCGAUGAGAAGCCUCCCCCGAAACCGAACACAAUGGAGUCCUCCACUCUUGCUCCCGGUGAGACCGGCCUUCCCUGUCCAGACUUCAAUGACGUAUGCUUUGCUGAAUUUGAAAAGAGGCAGUUGGAAGAGGAACACCAGUGUGCGGACUUCGGUGAUGGCGCUUUCUGGAUCGAACGACUGUUGGAUAAAAUUGCAAGGAUCUCGCAGGGCAAUGAUGCAGCUAUUCGUCUUUAUCUAACGCGAGCUCGUCGGCCAUUCGACCCAACCGUUCGGGUUCUUCGGCUUCAGCCAAUGGACUCGUUUUCAUCUUCAACAAAAAAUGACAUCCACGACGAGACAGUUGGACCGUUAACAGCAGCCAUUAUUUCUGCUGAGUCUGAUGCUUCUUUGUUGAAAACCACAGUAUCUAUUAAUGACAGCAAAGCUUCGGUUCCUCCAAGCUCACCUAGUCGGACUACGCCUACACCCGGUGCUGUGACUGCAACGCGUGAAGAACGCAAAACGGCUGCUCUAGAGCGUCGCCAUCGGUUGAUGCAACAGAUGGCUUCCAAGCAGCGAGCUUUCGCACAAGCGCAUCUGAAGGAAAUGGAGUUAAUAAGUCAGCCAACGGAUCAGAGCCAGGCUGUGAUGGAUAAUGCAGCAAAAACGUACGAAUGUGUCAUUUGUCAGACGUCGGGUACGGUUGCUACGGAUGACUUGGUUUUGCUGGACAUGAUGUGUGAAUCCGGAACAUCCCUGCACAUACGCGAAACACCUUUACUGCCCGAACUUCACAGCAAUCACCAACUGCAAGCCUCUGGACUAUCUGCUGAACGUUUGCUUGGACCAGACUCUUCUUGGCUAGUCCCAACCAGACCUCCAGAUAAUUUGGCUGAACCAAUGUCCGGCCUAUUGUCUUCAACCCGGUCAGACUUACCACCUGCAAGCAGCAGCAGCCAGGCGCCAACAGGAACUGUUGGUGUCUCCGUAUUGUCUACCACGUUUGAACCUGAUGGGUCCACACAAAACCCUUGGCAACAGUCGAUUUCCCCCGCUGGUACACCUUCCUUGCAAAUUUCAACAUCCGUCCCUCCCUCCCCAUCACCUAGUCACUGGCUACCUUCUGUGGUAGGCCCUACGACGUUACAGUCCCCUGCACCUCCUGCCUCUACUGGAGUAGGUGCUCUGGGUGCCAUGUCCACUGCCACUUGCACUGCUCCACCUUGUUAUGUGGAAGCGCGACGUUGGUGGAGCUUAGCCUUACCUGCAGUGAUUGGAAAGAACCUUCCACUCCUACGACCUGGCCUCAUCCUACAGACUUGUGGUCAUGUGGUUCACCGAGAGUGCUUCCAGCGAUAUCGAUCUCAAAGCGCCACCCGAACCCGUUUCAGUGGAAAUCGCACAUGGAUUUCCUGUCCGCUAUGCCGACGGGAUGUACACCAUUUGUUGCCGCUUGUUUCCGCGCCCCGUAUAGACAAAGACAAGCUCCUCAAUUCGCGUACUCCAGAUGAGCACAUUACGACCCUCGAAAACUCGCUUUUGAAUUUAGAAGCUGAAGGACGGAGCAUUUGGGAAGAUCUCAACGGAGCGGAAGACGAAACUACUGUCCAGCGUCGCACCCUGAUGUCCCAACUUCUUGGAGAGCAAUUCGAAGCAACUAUCUUGCUCAGAUCUCAACUAGAGUGUGAGCUCUCCGUUCUAAUGAGUUGUCCUUCGCAAUAUUCAAUCGUCUCACGUCGUUGUUCGUGGCGUGAAUUCCUCUCCUACCUUCGACAAAUUUACAGGCGCUCCACAGACAUGCAGGCUGUUCUUCGUUCUUUGACCUCGACAACAGUUCCACAUUUAAAUGAUUCCGAAUCUGGCAUACCUCCAGUACCCAUCUUUGCUCUCUGUCAAGAUCCCGCAGACAUUCUUCUCACCCUGUUACCUCACGUUUGGCCGCGUGAAGACAUGUUCCUCACUCUGGUAGCUGCAACAUUCUCCUUGGCGUAUAUUCGCGCUCUAAUUAGUGCGCUGCUGAAUACUUCCGGUCUCGCGAACACCUCUGAUGUUUCAUUCGAGGCACAAUUGACGACAGCCGAGGUUUUCGCUUCCAAACUGUCUAGUCCAGUUGCGGAACAUGGACAGCAUAUCUUACGACAUAUGCGGAGUAUACAGUCUCUCAUCGCGUCCGAGGACCGGGAUGCGAACGAAGUGAACGAAUCGGUGAAACGUCAGUUUGUCCUUCGGAACGCUGCUAGACUACCAGAAGUCGGUGGUAGUGUGAUCACCCUGGACCAGGCGCAGUUUGAAUUACAUGUGGUGUUGAGAAUGCUACCUUUCUUGCGUUUAGCUGGACUAUGUCGAGCUCGUUGGCAGUCUAUCGAUGACGACCAAAAACCUCAUGAUCGCCGUUCAUCACAGCUACUCCCUACAGGUUUGCCGUUCGUCAACCAGCUAUCAACACAUUUAGGUGAAGCGCCCGGAUCUCCCCAAUCAUCGACAGCUGCGACGACUCCCCCAUACCCUCAAAUAUCCGCUGAACAACGUCUGCUGGAAUUCAGUGACCUUUGUCGUCUUCUAACCCUCGACUGCGGAGACACGGCCGUAAUCAGUGUAUCAGUUGUUGCUGAACUUGCCUCAUCCCGUUCUGGUCUUACGUUACCCACUACCUCUAACCCAUUGUACAUCUUGAUGGAUCGGUGGUUUGGUCAGUUCUCCGGCCCUCUGGAUUCCGAUGUACUGACCGAGGUUUCAUCUCCUACCGAGUUGGUUCGCACCAGUGGCAUCGAGAUGUUGAAACCAGUAAUCGUGACCAGCACAUGUAGAACGGCUAACCGGAACCUAGUGUGGGCACGAAACCUCCGGGCUACGGUUGAAAUCGGUCGACAACUGUACUCACCUCGGCUCAUCCGUACACCCUAUUGUUUUGACGUUCUGUUCAACGCUUUGCAUUUGGUCAACUGCGAUGCUGUGCAGCACAGAUUCCAGGAGAACGCCCUCUGCCUGAUUUGCGGCCGGCUCCUCUGCACCCUAUGCACCAACCUUUCUACUGUCAUGGUCGAACACGCCUAUUCGUGCGAAGGGUUCGCGGGUGUUGUGCUUGAAGUCAACACUUCUAUCGUCUACGUCUCACUUGGGCCAAACUUCUGUGAUUGGGGCUCGGUCUACCUCGAUGCGUAUGGUGAGGAAGAUCUUGAACUUAAGCGCGGGAAACCCUUGUUUCUCAAUCAAGAACGUUUCGCUCUCCUGGAAAAUCAAUGGCUUUCACAUUCUUUCAGGCACGUGCUCAAGCAUUGGCGCGCUGUGUGAAUACAUGGCUCCGUUCCACCCAUCUAGCAACAUGGGAUAUGGGCCCACUGGGAUAAACCAGAAUGUUCCUUUUUGGCCAACACGCAUGUGAAGGAUCCAGUCGCUGUGUUGCGUUGCCAUGUGCGUUUACGUACAUGCUACCUCCAAAUCUGUUUCCACAUCAUCGGCACCGUUACAUUGACACCACGUUUACCAUCCGGUUUCUGUGUGGCAUACUUGCAAUUCGCUGUCACACAACCACUUUUUGACGCUGUGAUCCUGGACGCAUGAACUGGCUGCUCUGCGAUACGCUUCUCACAUUAUCUCACAGAUUGCUAUUUGUCACCACGUACGUUACGACCAGCUAGAAUGCUUAUUGCUUCGUACGAUCGUACUUUACCGUUUUUACCCUCUAUCCCCUCAUUCGAGAACAGCACAUUCAUUUCUUCCUCGUUUAUUGAUUCUGCUUGCAUAAUUAUGUUGAUUUCCUGUCCUUGGACGACCGACACCAGUUUGACUGCGAAUUCCGCAGUCCCAUUGUUUGUUUCUUGCUUAGCCUUUAUUGCCUUCUAAGGCAUCCAGACUGUGAAUAGCAGCUUCUUUUACCCAUAAACCAGAUCGAUGCUGCUUUUUCCGAUAAUC